GCCGGACUUAGGCGGCAGCGGCGGGGGAGAAAAAGCGGGCGGCUCCCGCUCUCCCUUCCUUGCGCCUGCCUGUUCCCAGGACAAUCCAGCGCCAGCGGGGAGCGAGCGACGGCUGUUGGCUGGUGCUCGGGUUGGAUUGGCCCCUCCUAGCGGAGGCUCCACUUGACUGAGGCGGUGAAGCUCAUUAACCGGCCGAUUUGGGGGUUCCGACUGGCUUUCGGCGCGCUUCCUCCCUCUUCGCUCCCAAUCUGGACGCGGCAGCAUGGGGCGCCGUGCGGAGAAGGUGCCUCUUCGCCUGCUCCUCUUACUGUUGGCGGUUUCCUGCCAUGGUCGUAUUGUGAAGGUGCCUGAAGGACCACUAAUACGAGUUGAGGGAACCGAAGUGGUAAUUCCAUGUAAUGUUAGCCAAUAUGAUGGACCUAGUGAGCAGAACUUCGAGUGGGAGUUCUCUACAAAUCUUGGUCAGGACUCUGAGUUUGUACAUAUAUUGAGUACCUGGGACCCUUCGUUUAUGUCUCAGGAAUAUCAAGAUCGGGUUAGUAAAGAAGAGAUCAAGUUAAGGCGAAAUAGCAACAAUGCUGUGGAAUUUGUGAUUGGAAAUAUUCGUCCUACUGAUCAAGGGAUGUACCGAUGCACUACACCAAGUACAGAUGCUGUCUUCCAGGGAAAUUACAAUGAUGUAGUUGAAGUUAAAGUGAUUGCAGAUGGCUUAACUGUUCGUGGAUCAAAUCUCUACUCCUUAUCAACUUGGAACUUAACAGAAGGUGAUGCAUUUCAAUUACGUUGCUCAGCUUUUACCAAUUCUUCUGAACACACCCAUCUGCAAGUAUCUUGGGAAUUCAAGAGUGACCAUGCCUGGCAAGAAAUCCUUUCACUAACACACGAGGGCAAGUUCCGGACUGGCUCAGAGUACAGUGACCGCUAUAUCAGUGGGGAUGUGCGCUUAGAUGCUAUGGCUGAUGACGUUUAUAGCCUGUCUGUGUCCCAAGCUCUUCCAACAGAUGAAGGUGCCUACAGAUGUCGUGUGACUGAGUGGGUUAAAGGUGCAGAUGGUUCAUGGCAAAAGAUCCAAGAGAAGACUGCAGAUGUAGUAAAUUUGGUAGUGAAGCCAACAUCUUUAGAUGUGUUCAUCACCAGAAGCAAUAUAUCUGUGAUGGAACGAGAUUCCUUUGAACUUACCUGCAACUUUACAACAGAUAGAAGUGGUAUUUUCCAAACAGAACUCACAUGGUACUUCAGUGAAUAUCCACAUGACACCAUGGCAGAGGCUCAGGUUUUGCUGAGUGCUGACCGUGAUUUGGUAAUUAGUGAUUCCACCUUCAUCAGCCCUAGCCAUGUAGAUCAAAGUAAUUACCACCUAUUGGUGCGUGAUGUAGGCACUGAAAACUCCGGCUACUACUACUGUCAAGCAGCUCUUUGGGUGCCACAACACAAUGGCAGAUGGCACAAAAUAGCAGAGAAGACAUCAGUACCAGUCACCGUGGAAGUGGUGACAUUGGAACCGAAUUACUAUGUGUUUUUGAACGCUUCUAAAACACCCCUGUUUUCAGAGGAUCCCACAGAGCUUGAAUGUAGGAUCAUGGAGGUACAGAAUACCGAGACAAAUGUUCGUUUCACUGUGUCCUGGUACUAUAGGAGGCCCACACGCAGUGAUGAAGUGGUAGAAUAUGAACUUCUGGCCACUAUGGAUGCAGACUGGACACUAGUACUUGGGGAGAGAAGCAAACAACGUGCUCAAAAUGGAGAAAUUAUUUUAUCUAAGCCAAGGGUAGACACCUUCCGCUUACGAAUCCAAUGGACUUCUGAAACAGAUAGAGGAGAUUAUUAUUGUGUAAUUUCUUCAUGGGACAGACAGCGCAACAACAGCUGGAUAAAGAUCAAGGAUGUGGCUUCCAUGCCUGUAAGCAUUUUAUGGUCUACACAAGAUUAUACACUGACCGUAGAGGCUGUGAAGCUGAAACCAUUCUUCAUGGCAGGGCACACAUUUGAAAUGACAUGCAAGGUGUCAUCCCAGAAUAUAAAGACUCCUCGUUACUCAGUCCUCAUUACAGCAGUGAAGCCUCUGAGUGAUCGGACAAGACCAAAUGGGACUACUCGUAUCAUUUCUCUCAAUCAAGACUCAGUGGUUAGGCGGGAAGACUGGACAGACCAGGACCGGGUGGAUGGUGUAGUCUUGGAAAAGGUCCAGGAAAAUGAGUUCCGCUACAGGAUGUACCAGACUCAGAUUUCUGAUGCCGGACUAUAUCGCUGUGAGGUGACUGCAUGGUCACCAGGGGGUGGAGGCAGAUGGCAAAAGGCAGUUGAUGGUUUCUCCAAUCCUAUCCAGAUAGACUUCCAGACCUCAGGACCUGUUUUUAAUGUUUCAGUGCAUUCAGAUAGUCCAACCAUUUAUCAAGGUGACCUGGUAAAUUUGCUUUGCAUCAUCACCAUUGAAACAACAGUACUUGAUCCAGAUGACAUGUCAUUUGAUGUCUCCUGGUUUGCCAUGCGCUCUUUUGCAAUGGACAAAGAACCUGUUUUCCUAGCUUCAUUAGAUCGGAAAGGGAUAGUGACACAGGCAAGAAGAAAUGGGAGCAGUGAUCUCAGCUUAGAAAAAAUUUCCCCUCUGGAGUUCCGGCUUAGAGUUCAUGGCUGUGAAGAUCAUGAUUUUGGCAACCACUUCUGCUUGGUAACUCCUUGGGUGCGGUCAGCUGCAGGUGUUUGGCAACAGGAGAAGGAAAUCAAAUCUAAACCAAUUCUUGUAACUGUGAAGAUGGAUGUGCUGAAUGCUUUCAAGCUUCCACUAUUGAUUGGCAUUGGCCUAUCUACAGUUAUUGGACUUUUAUCCUGUCUAAUUGGAUAUUGCAGUUCCCGUUGGUGUUGCAAGAAGGAAGUUCAAGAAACGAGGCGAGAGCGCCGCCGCCUUAUGUCUAUGGAAAUGGACUGAACGAACAGGAGAGAUGGAUGGCCUUAUUUUGGGGAGGGAGGGAUUUUGGAAGGCCCAGACUUGAGUGUGGUGAACCAAAAUGCCCUGACAACCAUCUGAUCUUGUUCUGGAUCUGGAGCUGCCUUUUCUACCAAUGUUUCACACUGAGAACACAUGAUGUGUUUGUCAGCAUUUAGCUCUUUUUCCAAUGGCACUUUUUAUGGGGAUAGCUAUUUCAAAAAAAACCCUGUUGCACAGAUUCUUUUCCAGCAGAUAUUUAAACAAGAUUCACUACCAAGAGUUGUGAUUUAAAGCAAAAACCUUUGCUUGUUUAAUAGGAGGGUGGAAUUGAAAUCGUUUGCAUAAGAUUAAAAAGUCUGCCUUAUAACUAAGUGACCUCUAGCAAACAUCUCUAGAGAAGGAAGGAAAGGUUUCUGUGCUUUAGAUAUAUCUAACGGAAAAUCCCUCUUGUGUCUUACAGGUGAGAUUGGAAUUCAGUUUUUUUAUUUUUUUAAAAAUGUCGCUGCUUUAGCAGCCUUACAAAGUGAUUUCUUAGAAAAUGUACUGUUGUACAAGCCUGCUCUUACAGUGUCCACCCCGUUCUGGUUUAUAGCACAAUAGUUCUCUUUUAGGUAGAUAUGCUUCAGACUUGGUGCCCUGCAUCUUAAGUUUCUAGAGAGAGUAUUGUCAGAUUUCCUGCUGCUUCUCACUGUGCUGGUGGGUUUUACGUAAUGAAUACUUACACCUCAGAAACUGGAUGGAGACUGCUAAAUGUUCUUAUGAAUAUGACAUUGCUCUCUAAUUCAGUGGCCCAAAUAUCUAGAAAUCUCUUUAUCCAAGCAUGGCUAAUUUGAGGCAAAAAACCUGAUCCAAACAGUCAUGUGGAAUGAACUGUAGAAAAGUCAAGUGCACCCUGCCAUGGAUCCUUUUUGGUCAGCAAACAAACGAUCAGAUUCCCUGCUUGCACACUUCAGCCAGACUCUGACAUUGCAACUUGAAUCGGGGUAUGGGUGGAAAGGAUGGAUGAAAAGGAUAGGAUAGGUGUAAGGGAAAAUGCCUAUUUCCCAGAUGUUUCUUUGUGCAUGACACAGUGCCAAGGGACAUACGCUGUGCCCUUCAGUGUAUCCUUUGUGUACUCACUUGGAUGGUGAUACUUUUUUUUCCUGCAGAGCUUUUCUUUGGUGCUGUAAUACAGAGAGACCUAGGUUUUGUCUUCCACACACUGUUAUCCUAGUUUCAUGAAGUUGUCCUGUGAUUUAGGGCAGUCCAUCUUCAAGCACAGCUAGUAUUUUUAAGCAAUAAGAAGUUGGAAGAAAAGUAUAAUGAAAACAUUAUGCUUUAAACAUAAUAUGAUUUGAAUCAAGCUAAGUGAUUAUACUGAAGUAAAGACAUAUGAACCAUUUUUUUAAAAAAAUGCUUCAAGUUGAAUAGCAAGUGUUAGCUGAUCUUUCAAAUAUACUGGUGUAAUGUGAGUUGAAUGGACAUUGUACACAUGUUGAAGACAUGCAUAUAGUUUGAACAAUGAUUACUGCUGACCUUUCUGUAUAUUCAUCUAAGAACAUGGAAGAAUGUGUACAGAUCACUCAUUGUGCAUAAAUACCCAUUCAGCUUG
This is a messenger RNA of Candoia aspera, 4517 nucleotides long. RefSeq names its product prostaglandin F2 receptor inhibitor (gene PTGFRN). The coding region runs from base 263 to 2926 and encodes 887 amino acids. Gene Ontology annotation, cellular component: membrane. The transcript has 9 exons. NCBI's taxonomy places the organism in Eukaryota, Metazoa, Chordata, Lepidosauria, Squamata, Candoiidae. The record is from RefSeq and is a predicted model, not a curated record.